Molecule: messenger RNA, 939 nt
Organism: Australozyma saopauloensis
Lineage: Eukaryota; Fungi; Ascomycota; Pichiomycetes; Serinales; Metschnikowiaceae
Exons: 1
Coding region: 1-939 (312 amino acids)
Source: RefSeq, a predicted model, not a curated record
AUGCUGCUUAAUUCUGGUUUGCGUUUUCCAAGUUUAGAGACGAUCAUAGAUCACAAUAUGGAAUUUUCGGAAUUUUAUCAGGGAACGGAGGAAAUUGAUUUGAUUUCUGAAUUUGAACGUCGUGGAGGGAUUAGCAAGACUUUGUAUGGCAAGGAGAUCGGGUACACAAUAGAGGAGUUCUCCUCGGAUGAGCUGGAAUACCCCCAUCUCUUGGAAUAUUUGCCACGUGAAGUUGAAUUCUUGAAGGCGUCUGAAUCGUUUAGAAAUUUAGGCAGUGCUGAACAAGAAGCAUUCGACUUCGUUUUGACAGCAAAGAAGAAGGAACUCGAAGGUCUCACCAUGGACCAUCAAUCACUUUCUUUGCAAAGAAAAGAUAUCGCUUUGAGCCAGCGUUCAGACUAUAUGGAUAUGUUGUCAUCAUCUAAUUACGGGGGAAUUGAAACGAUGCAUAUAAACUCGUACAACACUGAAUCCAUUGACCGGAAACAAGAUGAAUUGCUCGAUACAUAUCGUGUACAAAAACGAGAGGAAUUUCUCAUUACUUCUUUUAGCAGAAAAUUCGAGUGUACUGAAUCAAGGAUGAAGUUGCAGCAGAGUUUAUCGAUUUUGUCAAAGAGCAAUCCCUCACUUGAGCAAGCGGCCAUCAUGAUUGCACAUUCUCUUGACAAGAGAUGUAUUUCUUGUUUGAAACAAAUGAGCAUCAAGCACAGUAAUACUCGCGAGGCCAUAUUGGAGAAAGUUAGGAAAGUAAGAACCGAAAGGUUGGCAGAAAGGAGCCUUGCCUCUGAAAACAAUGCCUGCUGCGCUUUUUUGUUGGUCUGUAUCGUUCACUCGCCCAACUUUGAAAAUCAUCCGAACUAUGACGUGAUUCUAGAAAUGUUCGCUUUGUGGCAUGGCUCUGCUAUACACGGCGGCUUUUACUUGAGUGAACUUGAUUGA